Nematolebias whitei (Rio pearlfish) is the source of this 1552-nucleotide messenger RNA. RefSeq names its product pentraxin 3, long a (gene ptx3a). The record is from RefSeq and is a predicted model, not a curated record. Gene Ontology annotation, molecular function: complement component C1q complex binding. Lineage: Eukaryota; Metazoa; Chordata; Actinopteri; Cyprinodontiformes; Rivulidae. The transcript is spliced from 4 exons. The coding region runs from base 161 to 1528 and encodes 455 amino acids. Gene Ontology annotation, biological process: innate immune response.
AGUGAGACAGACAGAGCAGCAAACAGAACACACGCAGAGGAAGACUCCCUCAAAACACACACACAUACACAAAGUUAGACUGAGAGGCAGGGAGCAAAUCUGAAGCCAAGAGGAUACACUUGCUACACAUCUCUCUCACACUCAAUCAGGCUGCAGCAGAAUGUUUCUCAGGAGGCUCCCCGAGGCCGUGUGUCUGCUGUCGGUGUGUGUGUGCGCGGCUCUUGCCUAUGAGGAUGUGCACGAGAUCACUUACAGCAACAACUAUGAGAAUGAAAUCACGCAGGAGGAGGAAACGCAAACUACACAGAGUUCAGGCCCCUGCCAGUCUUCAGACCUGACAAAAUGGGACAAAGUCUUCUCCAUGCUGGAGAACAGUCAGAUGAGGGAGAACAUGUUGCUUCAGUACACCAGUGAUAUUGUCAAAGUGGAGAUGGGGUCACUGCGCGACGAAAUGCUCAGGUUUGUAGCCCAGUAUGGUGGAUCCUGUGGGACAGCAGUGGAGACAGCAGGAAGACAGAUGGGCAUGCAGAUAGAGGCUCGUCUUCAAGAAACUCUGGAGCAGCUCAAACUUGAUGAUCUGACCUCUGUUGCUGGUAAAUCUAUUGGGAAUCCCCACCACCUGGAGGCCAUGCUGCAGCAGCUUCUCACAGCGGCACAUACACAAGCGUCCAAACUCUCUAAGAUGGAGAGUAACUGCCUCAGCAGCUCUGGAGCCGGGACGGGGACGCACUCCAAGACUGGAUUUCGGCUCAAAGGGGAUGAAGGGACUGGCCACAGUGAACAGGAGGUGACAUCAGGGGAGGCAGUUUUAGAUAGGGUCCUUGCUGCACUGCAGGUGGUUAGAGAUGAACUAAAAGAAUUGAAGUCAAGGCAAAGAUCCCUACCUGCAGGGUGUGACAUGGCGCUGCUCUUCCCUAUGCGCUCCCGCCGCAUCUACACCGCUGUCCUUCCAGUUGCCUCUCUGUCCCUGUCCUCCUUCACUGUCUGCAUGUGGGUCAAGCCGAACAUUGUCUCCAACAAAACUGUGCUCCUCUCCUACGGAAACCGCAAGAACCCAUAUGAGAUCCAGCUUCUGCUUGCCCAAACCUCUGCCCUUUUUACCGUCGGAGGAGAAGCUCACCUGGUGGAAGCCGGGGGUGUGGUGAAGCCGGGGCAGUGGAUCCACCUGUGUGGAGCUUGGUCUUCUGAGCAGGGCCUGGCGACUCUGUGGGCAGAUGGUAAUGAGGUAGCAUCCUCACCCGGCGUGGCUGAAGGACACGUCUUACCUGCUGGAGGCUCGCUCCAGCUGGGGCAGGAAAAAAACGACUGCUACAUAAGCAGCGCAACGGGCUUCGAGGUGUCGUUUGAUCCAGAGAUGGCGUUUGCAGGGAUGAUGACCUCGGUGAACAUAUGGGACAGAGUGCUGAUGAAGAAUGAAAUUUCCCAGAUGGCUUUGCAGCAAGGCCAGGGCUGUCAGCAGAGGGGGACCACAGUGGCGUGGGGUGUGACGGAGAUGGUGCCACACGGAGGGGCUCAGUUUGUCUACUAAUUCAUCCUGUUUGUGAUUGUAUUC